Molecule: messenger RNA, 639 nt
Organism: Aspergillus niger
Lineage: Eukaryota; Fungi; Ascomycota; Eurotiomycetes; Eurotiales; Aspergillaceae
Exons: 3
Coding region: 1-639 (212 amino acids)
Source: RefSeq, a predicted model, not a curated record
AUGCGCUCGUAUUGGAAGUUGGGGGGAUCCUCUGAGGAAUGGGACAGUGUGAUUGGAAUCUCAUCCUCAAGCGAUCGGGGGUCUAUCCCCCGUUCAGAGCCAGGGUCCCAGGAAAGAACAGGUGACCUUGGCCGUGGAAUGGAAGAAGCGGACCAGGGACCGUUUGCCUUUGACGGAGAAUGGGUUUUCCUGCGCAAGUGCAUUGGGAUGAGGGCCGGGACGCAGUGUCCUGAUGGUAGUUAUCUUUCUCUAGUCAUAUCGUUUCCUUCAUUGGACACCAUACUAGGACAUCUUCCCCCCUCCCACCCUCAAGGACGUAGAAUGUUCCAUUGGUGGAUCUCCCCGUCGAGCUAUACCCAAGUAAUUCUCCCACUGAGGGACCGCCAUGGCUUUCCUCCUCCCCCAUCCUCUCGCCCCGACCCGAUCAGCCUCAGCUGUGUCCUCCACCGCCCGGCAUCUGUCAUGCAUUCCUCGACGCAAGGAGCAACGAUCGCUUGCCUGCCCCUUUUCGGGUCCCCCGUGCUUUGCUUUUUCGAUUCUUCUUCUUUUUUUUUUGUUCGUUUGGUAUUUUUGAUUUCUUUUGGUUUGGUGUUGAUUGCUGCUGGUCCACGUCGAUUGGCCAUGGCGUGUACUCCGUAA